AAAUCCCAGCUUGCCUAGGAGGGCAGUGACCUCCCAGUCCUCAUGGCUGCAGCUAUGAUCUCCGAAGGAAGCCAUAGUAUGUGCUAAAGGCUUGAAGAUUCUGGGUGGGUGCGGGGAGAGGUCUUCCCAAGCAAAGAACAGCCUCGCCCCGCUGCAGGGUCCCUUGUUUCUCUCCAGAAAACCCAACCCCAGGCGGUCCUGCUCUUCUCCUGCCCCUGUUCCCAUUCCUCCCCCCACACCUCUGAACACCACUUUAAGCUGCAGUUAACAAAGGCAGCUGAACACAGAAUGGGCCGUUCUCCCUGUGUCUGGUCUGUGCCACUUUCGACUGCAGAUCGAGGCUCCACUGGUGUUUGUUUUUCAAAUCCACGUUGAAAGCUAGUGUGUCCAAGAGAAAGACGCCCAUUCUGAUUCUCCACGUGCAGAAUGUCUUCUUUAAGUGGAGAAGCAUCCUAUCGAGAACGGCUGUCCUCUGCAGCCUGAGGUGGUGCCGUCCCAGUGAGAACUGGGCCAGGGACGUUGCUGGCACCCUCCAGAAGGAUGUUGGGGGUUGGCUUGGGUUGAUUAAGCAGCCUAAUCCCGUUUCAAACAUGCCAAAGUAGCAAAUCCUGGAUUAACCUGGGAGGCGAUCAGAAAGGCCAAGUGCCGAUGUGCAGUUUGCAGGCUGCAUCGGAGGGGACGAGGGUUAGGGAGACGCCCUCUGCCUCUGCAAGGGGUUCCCCGAGUCUGAUUCUGUAGUUGGGUGCUGCGGGAGGAAGCAUCGGGGAGGUGCUGUUGAGGAUUUCUUUGGGAAACUCAAAAUCUGCAGGCUGGAAGAAACCAGGAAGAAGUUCCAUUGAAAUCGAGCAGGAGAAGGAGGUGGGUUGAAGCAGAUCUGUGUUGCACUCAGGGGAACCUUAUUGCCUUACCUGGAGACCAAGAGAAACCGGCCAUCAUCCCGUCAGCCAUGGAAGAAACAUACCUGCUAAAUGUGGAAGGGGUCAAGAAGAAGAUCUUGCACGGAGGCCGUGGGGAGCUGCCGGAUUUCCAAGAUGGAAGCAAGGUCACUUUCCACUUCCAGACCCUGAAAGAUGACUUUGAGCGAACGGUGAUAGACGACAGCCGGAUUGCUGGCAUCCCCAUGGAGAUCAUUGUGGGGAAGAUGUUCAAGAUCGAGGUGUGGGAAACCCUGCUGACUUCCAUGCGGAUCGGCGAGGUGGCAGAAUUCUGGUGUGAUGCUGUUCACACAGGAAUGUAUGCCCUGAUCUCCAAGGGGAUGCGGAAAAUCGCGGAGGGCCAGGACCCUCUGGAGGGCCAGAAGCACCGCUGUGGGAUGGGCAACAUGUUUGACUAUCACAGCACAGGCUAUGCGGACCUGGAUGAGCUGCAGAGGACGCCACAGCCACUCAUCUUCAUCAUGGAGCUCUUCAAGGUAGAGGACCCCUCCGCGUACAAACGGGAUACGUGGGCCAUGAACAAGGAGGAGAAGCUGGCCGCUGUGCCAAAACUGCACACUGAAGGCAACCGGCUGGUCCUCGCACGGAAAUUCAAGGAGGCGGCAGAGAAAUACCAAGAAGCCGUCAUCUGCUUGCGCAACCUUCAGGCCAAGGAGAAACCAUGGGAGGAGGACUGGGUGAGACUAGAGAAGCUCCUCACACCCCUGGUGCUGAACUACUGCCAGUGCCAGCUGGAGCUGGGCGAAUAUUACGAGGUGCUGGAGCACACCACUGACCUCCUGCAGAAGGACAACGAAAAUGUCAAGGCUUAUUUCAAGCGGGCCAAGGCCCACACAGCCGUGUGGAACGAGAAGGAGGCACGCACCGACUUCCUGAGGGUGGCCCAACUGGACCCCUCUCUGGCUGCUGCGGUGAGGAAGGAGUUGAAGCUCCUGGGGGAAAGGAUGAGGCGGAAACACGUGGAAGAUCGCAAGAAGUACCAGGGGAUCUUCCAGGAGCCUGCCUCUCGAGCGGGGACGGCGGGGGGCCAGGCAGAGCAAACCCAUAGUCCUUCUGGGGGUGGGAAAGCAGAGCUUCCCGAUAAAGACCUCCGGGCACAGAUGGAAGGAAGUGAGCGAGAAACCCUGGAGCCGGAGGAGAGUGGAGAGGAUGUGAUGACGGAAGGAGGUGCCACAGACCAUGUGAAUGCGGAGGAGGAAAAGAGAGAGUUGACCAAGGAGGGAGGGAGAGUGGUCCAAGAAGGCCCUGUGCCUCAGAAAGGGAGGAGGGUUGAACCAGGAAAGGAAGAGCAAGAUGCCCAAGGGGAAAGGAAGGCCUCUAGGCAUUCUGGAGAAGGCUGUGAAGCCUCUGGACCCAAAGCACCAUCAGGAUUUGGGCAACGGUGGGAGCCAGAAGGCGAGAGGGAGAAGGCAGAAGAGCUGGCUUGUGGGGCAGGGGGACAAAGUGGAGAGGCGGGCCUUGCACUGGUGGAGGGGAAAGAAGAAGAAGAAGAAGAGGAUUUCUGCGGAGAUUCUGAGAAGGAACAAGGGGAAUCUGCAGGAGAAUUCAUGGCCAGCACAGGAGAAGUGUCCUCCCAGAGAUGCUCCACCAAGGCAGAGGUGAGCCUUGGAAAAGCGAAUUCCACCAGAGAGAGGAAGGAAUUUGAAGCAAAGUGUGGGGAAGGAGAAAUGAAAGGCAGAGACCAUUCUGGUUCACAGGGGCAGGUGUGCUUUGGAGCAGAGAAUAUCAAGGGACUGGAAGGAGGGUUGAGUUCCAAAGAAGACCGUGAAGAGGUCCAGCUGGGAAGGCCAGAGAUAGAAGCAAGAAUGGCACCAGAACUAUGUUUGAGGGAAGAUACCCUCUUUGACAGGAGGAAGUGUGAGAGGUCAAGAAAAGAGAGUUUCACUGGAGAGAAGGAAGACGAACACAGAGAAGAAAUAGAGUUUGGGAAGAGCACAACAGAAUCGGAGGGUCUUUCCAGAUCCAAGGGGGAGAGAUCAUGUGGGUGUGGGGCAGAAGAGAGAGAUGUGGGCACUGGGGAUUGCAGGGAAGGAACAAGAAGAGAGAAUGCUGAGAGAAUGGUGAGCUUUGGGACAGAGAAGUCUGAAGAAGAAGAGGAGGAGGAGGAUGGUCCUGAAGAGGCAGUUGGGUGUGGAAAGGAAGAAAUGCAAGCUGGGUGCAGCGCUGGGAAACAGGAAGAGAGGCAGAGGGACGAGGUGUACACCGUCACGUGUGACAAUCCUGCACCAGCUGUCUGUUAGGUGUCCAUCCACUGAGUGCACUGUGUGAUCACUUGUGUAAUCUUGACACGAUGAUGCACAGCAGUGAAUACCCCUAGAGGGGUCACUGAAGCAGCCACCAGAGGCGUGGCCCUUGAGUCAAGUUCUCUAUGCCAGGGCUUCUCAAAUCUGGGGCCCUAGAAGUUAUUGGACAACAACUCCCGUCAUCCCCAGAGACAAUGCUCCCCCCCAACAUCUGGAGCCUCAGAGUGGAGAACCCCUGCAUUGCAAGGCAGGCCAGGCCGAGUACGUGGAACUCUCAAAAGGCUAGAGAAACGGAAGUUAUUAAAUAGGACAGCUUGCCUGUGUGGGAGUUUUCUAAACUUCAAAAACCCAUUUUGGAAGCUGUGUGGAGAGAAACAUGAAGGAACUCUCUGCUCUGACUGGCAGCAGCUCCCCCAGGUUUCGGGCAGGAGUCUCUCUGUCUUCCUCGGAGCUGUCAGGGAAUGAACCUUCUGCAUGCAAAGCAGAUGCUCUCCCACUGUGCUUCGCCCAGAUCCAGCACAGAGCUCUCGUCUAAAGAGGAGAAAUGUUCCCCCAAUGAACCAAGCACGAAACCAAGCAGAACAAUAUAAAUACAAAUUUAUUUUUUCCAGAGCAGAAUUGGAAAAGACUCAAGUGAGGACAGCACACAGUAACUGGUUAUAAUUAGUUCUCCUUCUGGUCUUGGAACAAAACCACCUUUGCUUCAUUCAUGUCCCGCACAAUCACUUCAGGUGGACAAACAAGCCAGGGAAGACACAGAUUUUGGCCUGGUCCAUUUCAGCCUUUAUUGCCAAUGGCUGUUUCUGAGUGACAGGUCCCGCAGCGUGAGGCAAGAGGAUGUGACGGCUCAAGCUGGAUGACCGAAGCACAAGAGAAUCCGCUACAAGGAGCCGAAUGCCGCUGUAUGACCGAGGGAGACACUAGUCCUUUUUCUUGAGAGAGAAAACUGUACUACAAUGCCCUCCCCCAUUAUUCACACAGCUGGAAAUAAAAUAAAUGUAGAUUUUAAAA
Molecule: messenger RNA, 4189 nt
Organism: Hemicordylus capensis (graceful crag lizard)
Lineage: Eukaryota; Metazoa; Chordata; Lepidosauria; Squamata; Cordylidae
Product: aryl-hydrocarbon-interacting protein-like 1
Exons: 7
Coding region: 947-3175 (742 amino acids)
Molecular function (GO): peptidyl-prolyl cis-trans isomerase activity; protein binding
Source: RefSeq, a predicted model, not a curated record